GCUGUUAAUGGCAUGACGACCAUUUUUGAGUGCUAUACGCGUUAACCGUCAAGACGGAUAUGAAACUGAUAUAGACGUUUAAGUAAACACUCCAACAAGAACUACUUUUGGUUUUAUUGUAUAUAUAUAUAUAUAUAUAUAUAUACAUACAAGAAACUGUUCUAGCAGCAACUUAACCGUUGCUGCUAGAACAGUUCCUUAGGAUCCUCUCAAUGCAACUCAACUAAAUUUGUAUAUACCAAAAGACUGCCAAAGGAUAACAAAGGACUCCCCGAGGAUAUCACAGGACUGACAGCCCAAUACACUGACAUCACUUGGUAAAUGAGACAUUUGUCUGUGGAUGUGUCGACGUCAUGGUGACCGUGUUGUUUUCGUGUAAUCUAGUUUUUAUUAGUUAUUUAGUGGUUUUGGCUCUCGCUAGUAGGAUAUGUGUCGCUCGAAAAUUCGCCGCGCAAUCUGGUCGUACGUAGGUGCAUACGAGAGCGUACGGCCUGCAAUGUAAAUGCUUCUAUUAUUAUUCACGACCUCACUGGUGGGGACGCCAACAGCCGCUUUUGGAUACGGUACUUUUGAGGAUACACUGGCCACGCAAACUCGACAGCGUGAAAAACUGCGCAAAAAGGGAGAAAGUGGAAGAAAAGAAGCAAAGAACUUGCAAAGUGUACAUAGACCUGCAGUGUAAUGGAAGUUUAUUAGGUCAUUGUUUUGAUCCAUAAGUUGUACUCGAAACAAGGAAGAUAAGUACGGGGUGCGAACAACAGAAACGACCGCAAUUUUGUUGUUUUCAAGUCUUCGUUCGAAUUUUGUGACGCAAUCAUUGCCCGUAGAAGUAUACUUCGCCGAGGCAGAAUGGCUAUUAGUGGAGAUGGUGAACCGGGCGAGACGUCGAGCAAUACCGUCGGACACGAGGUCCACGUAGGUAACCAUCAGCAUAAGCCUUCGACAGAUAAAGUUAAUCAAAACAACGAAAAUUUGAAGCAAGAAAACCGAAAGCAGAAAAAUCAGAACCAAAAUCAAAACCGCCAGACGAAAACUGUCUCCAUAAUACCAGCAUCGGUAACUUGCGAACGCAACUUAAUGAACAGGGCCACUGAUAACCACAAAGCAGAUAGCGAUUUCGGCAACGGUGGUCGGAGAACUGCUACCGUUACGUCCACCGCAUUAGCUUGUCGACAACUAUCGAUGACGCUCAGGGACGAGGAGCUAAACGAGAUUCGACCAGUUGAUGAUGAUCCGCCGAAGGGUGGAAAGAACUCGUGUUACAAAUCAUCAUCAGGCGCCACCGAUGCAUCGAGCUUGACUUGCAGUGGAGGUAGCGACCUGGCUUCGUCUUCAUCAUCGGCGACUUUAACAAAACGACCAAUAAAAGGUUCGAUAACAAGUGACGGCAAACCAAAUGACAACGAUGGCAACAUGGGGGGUUUUAAUGAGGACGAUAUUCGACACAUUGAUUCGGCUAUCGAGGGCAGCCCCGUUGAGGGUCAAUGUCCACUAUUAAGCAAUGGUGACCUCCGAGAUAGCUCGUCUACGAUUCACUACCAUCAGCGCCAGCAGGAACAACCCCAAUGUCAUCAUGAACAUCAUCACGAGGAUCAGCCAACAGGACUCGCUCUACAGGGAGAUCAACCCGAAGAAGAGGUUCGCUGCGAAUGCAACAACAUGCCAUCCACCGUCUACAAGAAACAAAGUCCAAAUGCGCGACUGACUUUGUACCUGAGUACCCGGGAAUUUGUGCAUUUCGGCGAUGGAAAGGCGAGUGUUAACUACCAGUUGUUAUAA
Molecule: messenger RNA, 1779 nt
Organism: Varroa destructor (honeybee mite)
Lineage: Eukaryota; Metazoa; Arthropoda; Arachnida; Mesostigmata; Varroidae
Source: RefSeq, a predicted model, not a curated record